CACUUGUCAGUUCACUAGUUGAACUUACAAAACGGUUCAAAGAAUGAAGCUUGAGGAGCUUUAGGUACGCAGUUCAAGAAUCAAGACUAGGCAAGAAAAUGAUAGUCAAUGGCAUAAAAUCCCCUCCCUCCUUACCGUUGAUCUUAGUACUUUUAGGCUUGAUCAGCACGAUCAACGGAUCAGAGUUCUCAAUCAUCGAGGCCACAGUCGCCGACAUUCAACGCGCCUUCGCCGACGGCCGGCUGACUUCGCGGCAGCUGGUCGACUUCUACAUUGACCGGAUCGAGAGCCUGAAUCCCCUGCUUCGCGGCGUACUGGAAAUCAACCCAGACGCGCGAGAUCAGGCGGAGAUAGCGGACAGAGAGAGGAGGGAUGAGGCAAAUUGUGGCCGUGGGUCGUCGUUGGGAGAGCUUCACGGCGUGCCGGUGUUGAUUAAGGAAAGCAUAGCGACGAAGGACAAGAUGAACACGACGGCGGGGUCGUACGCACUGCUGGGAUCGGAGGUGGCGAGGGAUGCGACGGUGGUGGAGAGGUUGAGAAGCGCAGGGGCUGUGAUAUUGGGGAAGGCUAGUCUUACCGAGUGGUACGGUAUUCGCUCUCCGCUCAUUCCCAAUGGUUGGUGUGCCAGAGGGGGACAGGCCGUGAACCCUUAUGUUGAGUCGGGGGACCCAUGUGGAUCAAGUAGUGGGUCCGCCAUAUCAGUUGCAGCAAACAUGGUGGCAGUGUCUGUGGGAACUGAAACUGAUGCCUCCAUCAUCUGCCCAGCCAAUCACAACUCCGUCGUCGGAAUCAAACCCACCGUUGGCCUCACCAGCCGCGCUGGC
This is a messenger RNA of Morus notabilis, 824 nucleotides long. RefSeq names its product probable amidase At4g34880. Lineage: Eukaryota; Viridiplantae; Streptophyta; Magnoliopsida; Rosales; Moraceae. The annotation marks the transcript as partial. The transcript is spliced from 2 exons. The record is from RefSeq and is a predicted model, not a curated record.